Molecule: messenger RNA, 1608 nt
Organism: Cuscuta europaea
Lineage: Eukaryota; Viridiplantae; Streptophyta; Magnoliopsida; Solanales; Convolvulaceae
Source: the annotation of a GenBank genome assembly
CGAAAGGACCCUCUUGCCACCAAACUUCAAACCCGAGGGUUACCAGACAAGAGCAGAAAUAAAAGAAACACCAAACCGGCUGGGAAAAAAGACUCCUUCCAGCGGGAGACAGCAGCCACUAUCUUCCUUCUCCAUACGAUCCGGCUCCUUCAUGUGGUGAACUUAGAGACUAUUGCUGGCCGCAUCAUCGCUGCGCUAGGAUUAGAGAGUCUUACCUCCCGCUUGAUUUGAACAUACCACUCAAGACCCCUUAUUCUCUUCCAUAGUUCCCGCUAAGAGAGUUCCAGGAAUGAAAUCCCUUCUGAAUGCGACCCUUCCUAAGCCCAUAUCCCUUUGCAUCCGAUUCCAAAAAGCCAUCGUUGCCCGAAGAAGAGGCUUCCAUACUAUCAGCACAUUUCAUAACCCUAGCCUUUUCAUUCAACCUGUGAAGCCCCCCAGACUUUCAGUUUCUCUAUUUGGGGUUUCAGCUGUUUCGGAAUGUGAGAAAGGUCGGAGCUUCCGAACAACGGCGUCCUUGCCGGAACACGGGGAGAUUCAUCUGAUUCUAGGACCAAUGUUUGCUGGGAAAACCACCACUCUUCUGCAAAGAAUCAAGGCUGAGAGCGUUAAUGGCAGAAACAUAGCAAUUAUAAAAUCAGACAAGGAUAAUAGAUACGGAAUGGACUCUGUGGUGACACAUAAUGGGGAAAGAAUGCCGUGCUGGCCUUUGGCAAGUCUAUCAUCCUUCAAACAAACCAUUGGUUCCGGAGCGUAUGAUAAGUUGGAGGUGAUUGGCAUUGAUGAAGCUCAAUUUUUUAAGGAUCUAUAUGAGUUCUGCAGCGAAGCUGCUGAUCAUGAUGGCAAAACUGUGAUUGUUUCAGGUUUGGAUGGUGACUAUCUGAGAAGGAGAUUCGGUUCAGUGCUCGACAUAAUCCCCAUUGCUGAUACAGUGACGAAGUUAACUGCUCGGUGCGGGCUUUGUGGGGACCACGCACACUUUACCCUUAGAAAGACUGAUGAUACCAAAACAGAACUAAUAGCAGGUGCGGAUGUGUAUAUGCCAGUGUGCAGGAAGCACUAUGUGAGUGGACAAGUGCUGAAAGAAGCCACUAGAGACUGUGUCCUGGAAGCUCAGGAGGUUGAAUGCAUCCCUUUUUGUGACACUGCUGCCGUUGUGGUCUGAUCUGUAGCUUGUCCCCUGUCAGCUCGGGUGUGUGGCCAUGUCCGACGUAUAUAGUAUAAUUAUCAAUUCACCCCGUAUAGCUGCUUGCUGGAUUGCAAACGUCUAACCUGAACUCCGUGACUGUUUUGGAGACGAGCAGUUGCAGGUUGUCAUUAUGUUGCUUAGGAUAUCGCAGCAGAAAGUUUUUCUAAUGUAGACAAUGCUUUGUAGAAGAUUAAGUAAUGAAUGAACUAUUGGGUUUACUUUUAUGUGAUUGGCAUUCACUAUUAUAGUAAUGUGCAGAGCGUACCUUCUUUCUUACAAGUCUAAAGACAUAUGUAUUCAAGGGCAUUUUAUACAUUGAGAGUAGAAGAAUAGGGGCAGUAUUUUUGGUAAAUGUUUUUAGCGCUAGAAAAUUAUAAGUAUGGGUAAUUUGUUUUUUACAACCUAUAAGAUGCAAGUUUUCA